AUGGUUGCUGAGACCAAGCUCUACGACGCCUUGAGCGUCAAACCCGAUGCCACACAAGAUCAGAUUAAGAAAGCAUAUCACAAGGCAGCAUUGAAGCACCACCCGGACAAGAACAAAGACAACCCAAAUGCCGCUGAUAAAUUCAAAGAAGUAUCACAAGCCUACGAAGUCCUAUCCGAUCCCGAAAAACGCAAAGUCUAUGACCAGUUCGGUCUCGAGUACCUGAUGCGCGGCGGCCCUGCACCGCCCCCGCCAGGGGGAGGUGGAGGCGGCGCAGCUGGUGGCAUGCCCGGAGGAUUCAACUUCGGCGGCAUGCCCACCGGAGGUAUGCCCGGCGGUGGAGCCCGGAAGUUUCACUUCUCGACCGGCCCUGGCGGUGGUGGUGGAUUCACUUUCAGCAAUGCUGACGACAUCUUCCGCAACUUUGCCAAGGGUGGGGGUGGCGGCGGCGGCCUCGAUAUGGAUGAUGAAGAUCUUAUCUCGAUGCUUGGAGGAGGACUGGGCGGCGGCGGUGGCGGCAGCGGCUUCCGUAGCAGCCGUCCAGGAUACUCGAAACCGAAGCGCGCACCUACACCCGAGCCAACUAUCAUUGAGAAAGACCUGCCACUGACUUUAGAGGAAAUUUACAAUGGUACCUCUAAAAAGGUCAAGACGAAGAGCAAGACAUUUGACAGGAUGGGCAAGCUCACUACCAAGGAAGUGACUUUGGAAGCCAACAUCAAACCCGGGCUGCGUGCUGGCUCAAAGAUCAAGUACAGAAAUAUUGGGGAUCAGGAAGAAGGGGGACGGCAGGACGUACAUCUGAUUGUAAAAGAGAUUGAUCAUCCUACAUUCAAGCGUUCUGGUGAUAGUCUUGUCACAACGGUCGAUCUCAGCCUGAAGGAAGCACUAACAGGCUGGGACCGUAUUGUACGCACCAUUGACGGGAAGUCAAUCCGUGUAUCUAAGCCCGGUCCAACUCAGCCCGGCCAUGAAGAGCGCUAUCCUGGCCUAGGCAUGGUGAACUCUAAGAACCCCAGUGAGCGCGGUGACCUGGUCAUCCGCGCCAACGUCAGUUUCCCAACUACCUUGACUGCCUCCCAAAAAGACAUUCUCCGGGAUGUGCUGCCUUGA
Messenger RNA from Penicillium vulpinum, 1113 nucleotides. RefSeq names its product putative DnaJ domain protein Psi. Gene Ontology annotation, molecular function: protein-folding chaperone binding. Lineage: Eukaryota; Fungi; Ascomycota; Eurotiomycetes; Eurotiales; Aspergillaceae. Gene Ontology annotation, biological process: translational initiation. The record is from RefSeq and is a predicted model, not a curated record. Gene Ontology annotation, cellular component: cytosol. The transcript is spliced from 3 exons. Bases 1 to 1113 code for a protein of 370 amino acids.